AUGACCUAUAAGGCUGCCCUCAGCCUGCAUUCCACACAACAGAGGUUUGUCCCCAACUUCAAGUGUCACAAUCAGAACAAGCUGAUCACCAUCAUUGGCGGAUGCAUCUCUGAAAUCUCUGCCAAUGUGGCCAUCAUCUCAGCAAUUCACAAGACUCCACAGCUCACUUAUGGAUCAUUUUCAGCAUUACAGAAUGACAAAAUGCUAUUCCCAUUUUUGUACCAGAUGGUCCCAAAUGAGGCUCAUCAGCACAUAGGAGUUAUCCGGCUAUUUCAGCAUUUCAAAUGGACUUGGGUUGGACUGUUAGCUGUAGAUGAUGACAAAGGGGAUAGGUUUUUACAAACAGUGGUCCCAAUUCUUUCCCAAAAUGGCAACUGUUAUGCCUUCAUAAUAAGAGUACCAAAAUGGAAUUAUGUGGAUGAGAUGAUAGACUUGCUUAUACAGCAGCAGAAAAACUAUGAAAUUCUCAUGGAGAGAAAAUGCAAUGUAAUGUAUGUAUAUGGAGAACCUCCAUCCUUUCAGAUUUUGAGAAUGUUGUUGUUUCUAGCACCCUUCUUAGCAUUGCCACCUCUAGGAAAAGUUUGGGUUGUAACUUCCCACUGGGAUUUUGCAUCACACUCUGUACAAAAGGUAUGGGAUAUACAGGCAUUCCAUGGCACCAUAUCUUUCACAGUUCACUCAAAUCAGCCAUUAGGAUUCCAAACGUUCACAGACAUGAUACAACCUUCCUGGGCCAAAGGAGAUGGUUUCAUCCAGGACUUCUGGGAACAAGCAUUCAGCUGUUCACUAAUGAUGUCUAAGCAGCAAGAGAAGGAUGGGAAGAAAACCUGCACUGGGGAAGAGAAUCUGGAAAGCCUUUCUGGAGUUCUGUUUGAAAUGAAUAUGACUGGACACAGCUACAAUGUCUACAAUGCUGUCUAUGCAAUGGCACAUGCUUUAAAUAAAAUCAGUUCCCAACAUCGAAGCUUCAGAGGGAGUCUGAAACUUCAGGAUGUGCAACCAUGGCAGGUGCAUCACUUUCUAAGGUGGAUCACAUUCAAUAACAGUGCUGGAGACACUGUGCGCUUUGAUGACAAUGGUGAAUUAGUUACAGGUUUUGAUGUUACAAACUGGGUGACAUUCCCCAAUGGCUCACUGGUUAGAGUGAAAGUUGGAAGACUCCAACCUCAGGCUCCUUCAGGCAAAGAAUUAACCCUUAAUGAUGAGCAAAUUGUCUGGCAUAAAAGUUUUAAUCAGGUGUUGCCUGUUUCUGUGUGCAAUGACAACUGCUUCCCAGGCUACAGCAAAAAAAAGAAGGAGGGAGAGAAAUUUUGCUGCUAUGAUUGUGCUCCAUGUCCAGAAGGGAUGAUCUCUCACCAGAAGGAUGCCGAUGCGUGUGUCAAUUGUCCAGAAGAACAGUGUCCCAACAAGGAACAAACCAAAUGCAUUCCAAAGGAUGUAAACUACCUCUCUUACAAAGAAGAUUUAGGGAUCAUCUUAACUAUAUUGGCGAUUUCUUUCUGCUUGAUCACAAGUUUAGUACUUGGAAUUUUUAUGAAGUACAAGGACACUCCCAUAGUCAAAGCCAACAACCGAACCCUCACCUACACCCUCCUCAUCUCCCUUCUCCUUUGCUUCCUCUGCUCCUUGCUCUUCAUUGGACAUCCUGGAAAGCUCAUCUGCCUUCUCCGACAAACAGCCUUUGGUAUCAUAUUCUCUGUGGCCCUUUCUUCUGUGUUGGCAAAGACCAUCACUGUGAUUCUGGCUUUCAUGGCAACCAAACCAGGAUCUGGAAUGAGGAGAUGGGUGGGGAAAAGAAUGGCAGAUUCUAUUGUCCUUUCCUCUUCCUUGAUUCAAGUUGGCAUUUGUACUCUUUGGUUAAGUACCUCCCCUCCUUUCCCAGAUAUGGACAUGUACUCAUUGGAUAGGGAAAUCAUAGUGGAAUGUAAUGAUGGUUCUGCUUUCAUGUUUUACUGUGUCUUGGGCUACAUGGGCUCACUGGCCAUUGUCAGCUUUGUUGUGGCUUUCCUGGCUAGGAAGUUGCCCGACAGUUUCAAUGAAGCCAAGUUCAUCACUUUCAGCAUGUUGGUGUUUUGCACUGUUUGGUUAUCAUUUGUUCCAACCUAUCUAAGCACCAAAGGGAAAUAUAUGGUGGCUGUAGAGGUCUUUUCCAUCUUGUCUUCGAGUGCUGGGUUACUGGGCUGCAUCUUCUUACCUAAAUGCUACAUCAUUCUGCUCAGGCCUGAGCUGAACAAUCGGGAUCAAUUAAUAAGAAGAAAAUAA
Molecule: messenger RNA, 2262 nt
Organism: Podarcis raffonei (Aeolian wall lizard)
Lineage: Eukaryota; Metazoa; Chordata; Lepidosauria; Squamata; Lacertidae
Product: vomeronasal type-2 receptor 26-like
Exons: 5
Coding region: 1-2262 (753 amino acids)
Biological process (GO): G protein-coupled receptor signaling pathway
Cellular component (GO): membrane
Molecular function (GO): G protein-coupled receptor activity
Source: RefSeq, a predicted model, not a curated record